GAGAGAGAGACAGAGAGAGAGGAGAGAGAGAGAGAGAGAGAGAGAGAGAGAGAGAGAGAGAGAGAGAAGUUUAAGAAGGAAAUUGAAACACAGAAGAUUUAACGUGCUACUGGUGUUGUAGCAUAAGAGAUACUGUACUGUCCCCCCUCUUCUCCUGUUCUGACGAGAGGCUGAGGUCAUGGUGACGGUGCCUGGAGCUGCCAUGGUACCUGGAUCCUUACUACCCUGCCUCUGCACCCUGCUCUGCCUGGAUCUGCUGCUCCUCCCUGGGACGGUCGAGCCGUCGGUGCCUCUGGAGGACUUCUACCCCUUUGGCCAGGACUGGGGGGAUUUCCAGACGAUCUCUCAGGAUGAUGGAGGCUCAGGUCUGGUGGAGAUCUCUGUGGCGUUCCCCUUCUUCGGUGACAGGCACUCGGGACUCUACGUAAACAACAACGGUCUGGUUUCGUUCCUCCGAGAGGUAUCUCAGUUCACACCAGUGGCCUUUCCCAUCGCCGGAGACCGGAGGGUUGUGGCGGCGUUCUGGGCUGACGUGGACAACAGGCGGGCGGGGCAGGUCUUCUACCGGGAGAGUAAAGACCCGUCUGUCCUCCUGAGGGCCACAGCUGACGUCAAACGAUACUUCUCUGGGUUCCCGGAAUUCACUGCGACGUGGAUCCUCAUCUCGACGUGGCACAAAGUCACCUUCUUUGGAGGGAGUGACAUCACACCGGUGAAUACGUUCCAAUUGGUGCUGAUCACCAACGGAGAGGUAUCCUUCACCAUCUUCCAGUAUCAUGGCAUCACCUGGACCACAGGCAUGCACGCCAGCAGUGGAGGAGACCUGGCAGGGCUAGGAGGCAUCGCUGCACAGGCAGGUUUUAACGCUGGCGACGGGAAACGUUACUUCAACAUCCCGGGGUCUCGUACUGAUGACAUGGUGGAUGUGGAGGGAACCACCAACGUAGGUCGCCCCGGGAGAUGGGUGUUCCGGAUCGACAAUGCACAGGUGGAGGUGGGUGGCUGCAACCACUCAGCGUCUGUGUGUCCACACCUUCGACCCUGUCUGAAUGGAGGUCUCUGUAUUGAUGACUGCAUCACCGGCAACCCUUCUUUCUCCUGCUCCUGUCUGGCUGGGUUCACCGGAAGGUGGUGCCAGAUAGAUGUAGAGGAGUGUUCGUCCUACCCCUGUCAGAACGGAGGUACCUGCUCAGACCAGGUUAACGGGUUCACCUGCCAGUGUCCACCUGGGUUUAGAGGGACAGUCUGCCAAACAGACAUCAACGAGUGUAAAGACAGACCCUGCCUCAACGGAGCGCUGUGUGUGCCAGGUGUCGACAGCUUCACCUGUGUGUGUGAGAGUGGCUACUCUGGGACUCUGUGUGAGACAGACAUGGACGAGUGUGAUUCCCAGCCCUGCCUGAAUGGAGGACAGUGUAAAGACCAGGUGAAUAGUUACAACUGCACCUGUCCUGUUGCCUUCACCGGGACACACUGUGAAACAGAGUUGGUGGUGGUCCAGGUGAAUUCAUCAUCGGCUCCUCAAACCGAAAAUCAAACAGUGUCUUGUAAAGGGGAGGGCUGUGAGAACCGUCCGACCUGUGAAUACCUCGGCCCUGGCAACCACAACUGUACCUGCAUCCAGGGUUUCUAUGGUGACAACUGUGAAGGAGAGUGUCUGUGCCAGAAUGGAGGGGUCUGUGUGGACGGGACCUGUGUCUGCACCUCCGGUUUCACCGGAAUCUACUGUCAGUUUGAGGUGACCCAGACCCCAUGCAGUAACAGCAGGCCAUGUCCUGACGGAGGACCCUGUCUGGAGUACGGAGGAACCUACCUGUGUACCUGUCAAACAGGUGUGGCAGACCUAGAUCACAAGGACUUCUAUCCGCCCUAUGUACAGCCUCGAUCGGUCUGUGAUUCGUCCCCAUGUCUGAACGGAGGUCAGUGCUAUGAGAGAGAUGGAGGCUACACCUGCGAGUGCAAGCAAGGAUACAGAGGGAAACACUGUGAGAAAGUCAGACUCAAUACCUGUGCCUCUGGCCCGUGUCGUAACGGAGGCUCCUGUAAAGAGGAGGCAGGGAGCUUUCUCUGUGUCUGUCCAUACAGGUUCACUGGCAAACACUGUGAAGUGGGGAGGCCAGACCCGUGCUCCUCCAGCCCCUGUCUGAAUGGAGGAACAUGUUUCCACUACAUCGGGAAGUACAAGUGUGAAUGUUCCGGAGCCUUCAGCGGGAGACACUGUGACAUCAGCAGGGGAUCAGCACACUCCACAGCAGAACUGGACUGUGGUCCCCCACUGCAGGUGAAGCAUGCAGAGCUCCAGUUCUCCUCUACGUCGCCAGGCUCCAUGGCGCUGUACGUGUGCAACCCAGGAUACACCCCCAUGCCCAGGGCCACCCAGAGCAUCUGUGGGGGGCAGGGGGCCUGGAGCCAACCCCCUGUCUGCCAGGAUAUGGAUGAGUGUCUGUCAGGGCCUUGUAAACACGGAGGAACAUGUGAGGACCAGCCAGGUUCCUACUACUGCCAUUGCCAACACGGCUUCAAAGGACAAGACUGUGAGAUAGAGCAGGACAGAUGUGAGUCCAGCCCCUGUUUGAAUGGCGGUGUGUGUCGGGGCUCCAGGAACAACUACCUGUGUGUGUGUAAAGAAGGGUUCUUGGGAGACCGCUGCCAGUCAUUGGAGAAUCCCUGUGUACUGCAGCCGUGUGGGAACAGAGGCCUCUGCCAGAGCGACAGGAAAGGGAACUACAGCUGUACUUGCAAAGUGGGUCACACAGGCAAGGACUGUGAGAGAGACCUGUUGCCUCCCUCUGGUCUGCAUGUACUACGGGUGGAGGAGGAUGAGGUGGAGCUGCGCUGGGACCUGCCGGACCCCUCCUCUCAGAGCCUGGUCAGUGGCUUCGCUGUGACCUACGCCCCUCUGGAUCUCCCGGGCCGUGGCAGUGGAACCAGGAAGACUGACUUCCUGGACAAGAAGCAGUCCACCUAUCAGCUGCAGGGCCUGGUGCCUGGCCUGCUGUACAACAUCUCUACGUUCUCAGUGAAACGAAACACCAACAGCAACGAUAUCAGCCAGCCAGCCAUUGCUCUCAUACGCACCAGGCCACGGCGGGUGGACCAGCUGCAGGUAGUCAACGUAUCGUCCUCCCAGGUGUGGCUGAGGUGGCUGGUUCAGGCUGCUCGUCAUGCUACCGUCAGCCAGGUGCGCCUUUCCCUGGUCUCCUGGGACGGUAGUGGAGUUGCCACCGCUCUGCUCAACACCAGCACAAUGGAAUAUGCCUUCAGCUCUCUGCUCCCUGGUCAGAUGUACACGGUGGACGUUCUAACUCAGAGUGGUAUCAGACCAGACGAGUCGCCCUCCACCAGCCACUCUGCUGGACCGCUGCAAGUCUGGACCAGAUCAGGAUCAACUGUCAGGAUCAGGAUUAACUGUCAAGAUCAGGAUCAACUGUCACGAUCAGGAUCAACUGUCACGAUCAGGAUCAACUGUCACGAUCAGGAUCAACUGUCACGAUCAGGAUCAACUGUCACGAUCAGGAUCAACUGUCAGGAUCAACUGUCACGAUCAGGAUCAACUGUCAGGAUCAACUGUCAAGAUCAGGAUCAACUGUCACGAUCAGGAUCAACUGUCACGAUCAGGAUCAACUGUCACGUCGUGCCAUUGUAUAGAACGUUCUCGGGCCGCCUUCUAUCGCCAGCGCCGUAGUAGGGCCCUAAAGGGGUGAUAAGCCCAGUCAUUCUGGACUGAGGCGAACUACUGUUUAGUCUAAAUUACACUAUAGUGCCUGGAAAUACAAUAACAUUCAAAAGUAGUCAAAUAUUUAGUAGGAUACAACUUUGCAAGUAUUAUCAUAUCGUCCAAUUUACUUUACAUCAAAAGGUUUUCCACUUUUGAUGAAAUCUUCAUUAGUGCUCCUUGACGAUGCAUUGAGUAGAAUGCUCCAUAAUGCUCCAUAAUGCUCCAUAAUGAACGUUCAAAACAAUAUUGUGACUGAACAUGCAACCUACGAAUAGAAUCGUGAGAAUCGCAAUCCAUAUUAUAUCGGCACCUACGUAGGGUGAUAAUAUCAUAUACAGUGAGGUCCCUGGCAGUAACCCGCCCUGAGGAAUUCACUACGCAUUUGUUAAUAAAGCCUCUUAAGGAUUGGACCCUUUUUCCAAUUUUCGCCUAAAAUAACAUACUCAAAUCUAACUUCCUGUAGCUCAGGACCUAAAAUGACAUA
Molecule: messenger RNA, 4202 nt
Organism: Oncorhynchus tshawytscha (Chinook salmon)
Lineage: Eukaryota; Metazoa; Chordata; Actinopteri; Salmoniformes; Salmonidae
Product: sushi, nidogen and EGF-like domain-containing protein 1
Exons: 24
Coding region: 179-3685 (1168 amino acids)
Biological process (GO): cell-matrix adhesion; heterophilic cell-cell adhesion; establishment or maintenance of epithelial cell apical/basal polarity
Cellular component (GO): plasma membrane; protein-containing complex
Molecular function (GO): protein binding; calcium ion binding
Source: RefSeq, a predicted model, not a curated record